Messenger RNA from Petromyzon marinus (sea lamprey), 4996 nucleotides. RefSeq names its product cilia and flagella associated protein 52 (gene CFAP52). Lineage: Eukaryota; Metazoa; Chordata; Hyperoartia; Petromyzontiformes; Petromyzontidae. The record is from RefSeq and is a predicted model, not a curated record. Gene Ontology annotation, molecular function: protein binding.
GCUUGUGAUUGGCGCGUGUCGUCGUGGGGGCGGAGACGUCGUGACCGCGUGAUGCGUAAAGGGUGGCUCGCAAGAUCCCGUACAUCGGUGUAAGGUAUUGUAUUUAGAGUGGCCACAAAGUCCCUUUGCAUGGCAAAAUAAGACGAUGCAACUGUAUUCGAGGAGCUUCGUGUGCCGCCCUCCUCCACUCCCAGCACACAGCUGGAUCCAUGCCCCAGUUCUCCUGGACGGAUUCUUCCAAGCGGAUGAUGGCUGUGGGCAGGUGCCAUCCGGUCUGGUUUCCCAUCCCGAUUGUGAGCACUUGCUCUAUCCACUGGGCUGUACUGUGGUCAUCCGGAGCCUCAAGGGGGCCCGUCAGUCAUUUCUGCAUGGACAUACCAACAACGUGUCUUGUCUGGCUGUGUCUAACAGUGGCCACUAUGUUGCAUCCGGACAAGUUACCUACAUGGGCUUUAAGGCGGACGUGAUUUUGUGGAAUUUUGAGAAGCGCGAGCUGCAUGCCCGGCUCACUUUGCACAAGGUGAAGGUUGAAGCAUUGGCCUUCUCACCUAAUGACCUCUACCUGGCAUCCUUGGGAGGCCAGGAUGAUGGCAGUGUGGUGAUCUGGAACGUGACCAAGAAGGAAGCUGUGUGUGGAAAUGCUGUUUCACUGCCAACGGCUGGCACCACAAACACCGUCCGCUUCACCAACACCAGCGACCUCUCCUUCAUUACAGCUGGGAAUGACACCAUUCGGGUAUGGCAACUGGACAUCCCCAAUCGUAAGAUUCGCCCCACAGACUGCCAGACAGGUCAACUUAAGAGGAUAAUCAAGUGUGUGGCGGUGGCACCAGAUGACAGCUUCUUUUACUGUGGCACCACAAGUGGAGACAUCUUGAAGGUUAAUCUCAAAACGAAGCUGCUCAACAGCUAUGGUCCGGCGAAGAACAAGUUAACGCUGGGAGUAACAGCCUUGAGUCUCCUCAAGUCUGGAGAGCUUUUGGUUGGUACAGGAGAUGGUGUGGUUGCACUUUGCAAGGAAGCCAACUUCAAGACAAUGCAAAAGGUGGCACUGGAGGGUGCAGUGACAUCCAUUUCCCUGCGUGGCCAGGGUCACCAGUUCUUUGCUGGAACAGCGGUGGCUCAGAUCUAUCAGUUCAACCUGCCAGAGUUCACUCAUGAGAUGAUCGCCACGUGCCACAGCGAGCCCGUCAACGACGUUGCUUUUCCAUUUGGCACAUCGGAGCUGUUCGCCACCUGCUCAAGUCAGGACAUACGUGUGUGGCACACACAGUCGGGCAAAGAGCUGCUGCGGAUCACUGUGCCCAACAUGACUUGCCACUCCAUCCAGUUUGCGCGCAAUGGAAAGAACAUCGUGAGCGGCUGGAACGAUGGUAAGAUCCGAGCGUUCACACCAGAAAGCGGGCGGUUGAUGUACAUCAUCGACAACGCGCACGGGAUGGGAGUGACCACAGUGUCCCUGACCGGUGACUGCAAACGGAUCAUCAGCGGUGGAGGAGAGGGCCAGGUGCGUGUUUGGGAGCUUGGGACCCAGAGUCAGCGGCUUGUGGAGGCGAUGAAGGAACACAAGUCGUCCAUCAGCUGCAUCCGCCUGAAGCACAAUGACAAGGAGUGUGUGAGUGCCAGUACUGAUGGCACUUGCAUCAUAUGGGAUCUCGAGCGAUUUGUAAGGAAGCAAAUCGUGAUGGCCAACACUUUGUUUAAGUGCGCAUGCUACCAUCCAGAGGAAUUCCAGAUCAUUACCAGCGGCACGGACCGAAAGAUCGGGUUCUGGGAGGUUUUUGAUGGAUCCCUCAUCCGCGAGCUGGAGGCCUCGCAGUCUGGAUCCAUCAACGGCAUGGAUGUGUCACCUGACGGAGAGUACUUUGUAACAGGUGGUGAUGACAAGCUCAUCAAAGUGUGGAGCUACAACGAUGGGGACGUGACGUUCGUUGGCAAGGGGCAUAGCGGCAACGUGACUCGUCUGUGCGUCUGCCCCAACCGCUGGCACAUCUUGAGUGUCAGUACCGAUGGCGCCAUCCUGCGCUGGCGCUACCCACACUCGUCCGCCUGAUGCGCUGCCGUCCUCCGCACACGAGCACACUGAGCAGCCAACUUCACACACUUACAAAUAAAGGCGAGUCAAAUACUCCGUUACGUAAAUAAAUUGCCGAUGAUUCUCUUGAGGUAAUUACUGUUUUAAUGAAGAAGCCAUACAACACACUUGGAAUGGCAGAAUGGAAGAGUUGUAACAAUAAUAAAACUAAUAUUUGCCAUUCUAGCAUAACGUAUUCAUAUAAGAUGGCUUUGAUGACUCAUAUCAUAGCAGUAUCCUUUUUUCCAUGUGGGCAGGAGUUCAAGUUCUGGUUCACGUUAAUUUAGCUCAUCCCUCCAUUGCCAGUGGUAUAAGCAGCCCACGUGGUGAUUCACACUCAGUAAGAAGUCUGCACUCUGCAGUGGCCGCCAAAAAUUCAGGAAUAAAAACUGAAUUUCUGCCAGUAGAAGUGCACAUCAUUUAAUUGAUUGAGAUCGUGUUGGAAAAUGUUUGGCAAUAAUAUAUAUAUCUCAGCAUACCAAGAACAUGUUUAGUCUCUCAUUUAGUUGCAGUGGACAAUGGAACACAAGAUCUUUCCUGUUGAAUUAAGGGCUGUUGGGGCCACUGUCACUUGACCUGUUUAAGAGACGCUAACGACGCCAGUGUGGAAUGCCUCUCUAUUGACACCCGUAUACAUGUUGUCCACCUGUCCAGGAACAGUUGGGAGCAUUCGGCACUACAAAAAUAUGUAUAUCUGGGACUUCCGGUUGAGAACCCCUGUGUUAGGGGCCACACGAAUGCUGAUCACGUUUAUUUGGUCUGACCCGAGAGGUAUAGCCAUAGAUAGGCCACUAAAAUAAUGAGGAAUUAUAGCAACUUUUUUAUUUCAAAUCCCCUGCAUAUUUCCCACCAAUACAGAGCGGUUACUCACAAAAUUUAGAUCACCUAUUGAAAAUAAAGUAAGAGGGUCAGAAAUCAGUGAGGCUGCUAUACAAAAGAUAACCCCGGAUAGUUAUUACUUAAAUGAUAUAUUAAUUGUUCCAUAUGACCUGAAACACUUUAUCCUCCCCGGUAACAGCUCAAUUAUAUUAAGAGUUAAUCGACUAACUUCUAGGAAGCCACCACUCUCCUCGCACCUGUCCCUUCUGAUACAUUUUAUUAAAGUGUCCCCAACCAUGUAUGAAGAGCCCUCUGCAUUAGCUUUGGCAAGACCAUUGGAGGCAUAACAUACUAAAAACACGUACAAGAUCAUUUUACAAAGUUUACAUUUGGGUUGGAUCAAAAUAGUGAUAUUCCUGGACACGUUUUUCAUUAGAAUUCAUUUUGUUAAAUAUCAGCUCAAAAAAAAGAUUACGUAAGAUUGUGGGUGAAGCAGUGGUUUUGUUUUUUUGCCCUGACCUUAUGUACCCAGAGACUUCAGUUCAAUCUUCGGCCAUGACUAACAGCAUUUCACCAACCCACACUGAAGUCUAGUUAAAGAGCCCCUUAUGACUGACCUGGCAUGGGGAGUCCUUCAUCCAGCACGUGAUUGACAAUUGGCUUUAACAUCUUUACUCCUACACAAGAUUCAUGAAAUUAUAUACUUGGCUCAGAAAAGUGUAAUCUUCCAUAAGGUCUAACUGCAAAUAAUGCUGGUCAUGGGAAAAAGAAAAAUGACUCAUGUUUCCAGGUUUUAAUUCAGUUGUUUUCUUCUGCAGUUCUCUGUGUUGUACAUACAUAUGUUGUACACACAUAUGUAGAAAAUUAUCUUCCACUCAGCGUAAAAAAAGUUGUUUGAAGUUAAUGCGGAAUAGUGGCCCAAAAUUCAGGGAAACGCCAUAUUUUCCAGCUGAUACAGUCAGUGAAAUUCGAUCCUCUGAUAAUUUCUCCACAAAAAAUAAGCCAAUGCCUGCCUUGUGACUUUGAUCCCAUCCGUGAGGUACUCCUUAAGUUAUAAGCAACAGAUGUGUUGGAGUAUUGCUUCAUACUAAUUCGAGGGUUGUCUUUAUAAUUGCAAUCUUUAUUUUAUAAAGGGCCUUUCAUAUCGGAAUAUCUCAAAGCACUGUACGUAAAAAAAUACACUCACAAGCAGAUACAAUCCAAUGGAAAUAAUUUUAAAAAUAUUAUAAUAAUAAAGAUACGUUGAAGAAGAAACUAUGAUAAAGCCAAUAAUAAUAAUUACGCUCGUCCAGGUGAAAAUCAAACUACAGGAAGAGCCUAUUAGUAAAAAAAAGGUUUUCAAGCUUGAUUUAAAAGUAAUAAUCUUCACAAUUUCUAGAUAUAGGUAGGGGUAGCGUUCCACAGUCUUAGUGCAUAGCAGCAGAAUGCACAUUCACUCAGAAUGCACGAUGUUUUGCAAGCCCCGCCGUAACACAGUUUAACCGUUCACAAGUUACUUGCUUCGAGGUUCACUUUACUCUUGACACCACUGUACCACGCCUCCAGUCACUCCUGUUGGAUUUGUGAUGAUGCAAAGUACAACCUCAUUUUCACACUUGCUUGUAGUAAAAUACCAAUGACUCAUAAAGAAUAACGCACAUAUUUAACUCUGGUAUUUAUCACACUCAGUUUUUUUUGCGUCCCUAACAGCUAACAAGUUUUCAGUUAUCUUUUAUUUGGUUCGCGGAUUGUGAGUUGCAUUCAGGACGUGUUUGUUAUUCGAAUAUGCAAAAUAACAUCGACUUGAGCCUUUUGCAUAAACGGGAAUUGCACACAUACAAGUGAAAUUUACAAACACUUUAAACAAUUAAGAAUUGCCUUUUUACUCAAUGGCAUUUGGUUAAAAGUAUUGCAUAUUUAACCUUUAUUAUUCAAAAGGGAAGAUACGUGAAUGUAUAAACAAUGAUAACCCAGCACAGGCAAUUUUAAGUUGACAUUUGAAAAUAUGCUUUUAAGCAAAUAAUCUGUGAGAAAGUGCACAUUUUAAAGGCACUAUCCAGUACUUGUGGAGUGUGUAAUGUAGAAUAAAUUGAUAGAUUCAAUAAAGUAUUCUUGGAAAAACCA